GGCAGCUCCGCGUCAGGGUUGCGCUCGGACCGGCUCCAGCGCUAGCGAGAGGGCACAACACAGCCCAGCACCGUGACCCCCCUCCCGGAUUCUUUUUCUAGGGGGUCUUUUUUUCCAUCCUCUGCUUUCAGAGGCAGCUGAGCUCCAGCCGCGCCGGGGAACCGCGGGACCGCGCUCCGGGCUCGCUCGGCGGAUGGACCCGCAGCCCAGCGCCAGGAGCUGCAGCCGCGGGGCUCCCGCCUGCGAGGUGGUCCCGAACGACCCCCCCAUGAACCUCUACAUCAACACGACCACCGGGACUCGCUAUGAGCUCUCCGUGCCCGCCGAGGAGACGGUGGAGGGGCUCAAGAGGCGCCUGUCCCAGCGUCUCAAGGUGCCCAAGGAGCGGCUGGCGCUGCUGCACAAAGAGAGCCGCCUCAGUUCUGGGAAGCUACAGGACCUGGGGGUCAUGGAAGGCAGCAAGCUGACGUUGGUGCCCACCGUGGAGGCUGGCUUGAUGUCUCAGGCAUCCAGACCAGAGCAGUCGGUGAUGCAAGCUCUGGAAAGCUUAACUGAAACUCAGGUCAACGACUUCUUGUCGGGGCGGUCGCCGCUGACCCUGGCGCUGCGGGUGGGUGACCAUAUGAUGUUCGUGCAGCUGCAGCUGGCGGCGCAGCAGAGCAGCGGCCAGCUCCAGCACCGCCACCUCAUCGCCAGCCGCGGCGAGGCAGGCGCCGCCGCCAGCCCCCACUGCCGCACGCUGCACGGCGGCGCCGGCUCCGGUUUCGCCCGCAUCCCCGUGGUGCCCACCUGCCAGCAGAGCCCGGCUCCCAGCAGCCCUGCCCCCGCCACGCCGGCCCCUUCCGUGUACUGUAACGCCCCCCACGCCGCUCCCGUCACGGCCGGGAUGUUCCGCUCGCACGGGGCCAGCGCGCAGGCGGUGAACAGCAGCGUGGUCUCCUCCUGCUCCGAGGUGGACUGUGGCACCCGCAGCAGCAGCUCCCCUGGCAGCAGCCCAGCCCCCACCGCCCGAUCCCGCAAGCCAGGGGCAGUCAUCGAGAGCUUCGUCAACCACGCGCCUGGGGUCUUCUCAGGGACCUUCUCCGGCACUUUGCACCCCAACUGCCAGGACAGCAGCGGGCGGCCGCGGCGAGACAUUGGCACCAUCCUGCAGAUCCUGAACGACCUCCUCAGCGCCACGCGACACUACCAGGGCAUGCCCCAGUCCCUGACACAGCUCCGCUGCCAGACGCAGUUCUCCUCCUCCUCUUCCUCCUCCUCCUCCUCCUCUUCCUCCUCGCCUCCAGCCUCCCCGGACCUCUCUGCCAAAACUACCUCAGAGGCGCUGCCGGCGGCCGCAGCCUCUCCGCCCCUGCACCCUGUCGUCCAGUGCCAAAGCCAGAUCCGGAUGUGCAAGCCCAGUGGGGACCGCUUGCGGCAGACGGAGAACCGAGCGACGCGCUGCAAGGUGGAGCGGCUGCAGCUGCUGAUGCAGCAGAAGCGGCUGCGCAGGAAGGCUCGCCGGGAUGCCAGGGCGCCCUACCACUGGCUGCCCAACCGCAAGUCCGCCCGCACCAACAGCAACAGCAGCGUCUCCAGCGAGGGCAGCCUGGACCUCGACUUCGAGGACUCUGUCUGGAAGCCGGAGGUCAAGGCGGACCUGAAAUCCGAGUUUGUCGUAGCAUAGACGCCGGUGCCACGCCCCGGGCAGGCGGUCCCGGGGGGUCCGCGGACUCUGCCGAGGGUGGGGGACGCUCGGGUCCCGCCGCCCCGGCUGCUGGUGGUGUCAUUUCUGUUGUCCUGGGCCAGACCUCCUCUAAGAUUUGCUGUCUCCUGCGACCGGACGCCUCGGGGCUGACCCUGCCCGCGCCGGGGAAGCUUUUUGCGGUGGGGGUGGGGCAGCCUCACACCCCCGGCCCUGACUCGGUUGGGUUGGGGGAGCAGGCAGGAGCCUCUGACCCCUUUCUGCAUCCUCCUCAGUCGGGAGAGUUGGGGGUCCUGGCACCUGGAUGGGGGCAGCCUCCUCCUCCUCCUCCUGCAUCCUCCUCGAUCCAGAGAGUAGUGGGGUCAGGGCAGGGGGGCGAGAGGGUCCUGGCACCUGGAGGGUGGCAGCUCCCUUCUGCAUCCUCCUCAGGCAGGAGAGCUGGAGGGGUCCUGGCACCUGGAUGGGGGCAGCCUCCUCCUGCAUCCUCCUCAGCCAGGAGAGCCUGGCACGCGGGGGGGGGGCUCCUGGCACACCUGGAGGUGGGGGAGAUCCCUGGGGGAUAUCAAAGCUGCUGCUUUGCUGUGAAAAGGGGGGCCGUGGGGUGGGCUCCAGCCCUGCCUCCCCCCGCCCCUCCCUCUCUCCCUCUCCCCUCCCCCUCCUCCAGCAUCCUCCCUACCCCCAGUGCAGGCAGGAGGGAGCUGAAGUCUGGCAGGAGGAGAUGAAGUCUCUUUUGGAGGUGCUGGGGUCGCGUUCCCCCCCCCAGAUUUUUUGGGGGCCGUUUGUUUUUUCCUUCCCUUCUAUAUGUAGCAUUGCUCGGCUGCGGGGCUGGGACCUCCCCUUCCCUGGGGGGGCUUGGAGGGAGAGGAGGAAGAGGGGUUGAGAGGUGUGGGGGUUGGGGGGU
Pogoniulus pusillus (Red-fronted tinkerbird) is the source of this 2585-nucleotide messenger RNA. It is a transcript of the gene MIDN, whose product is annotated as midnolin. Gene Ontology annotation, cellular component: nucleus. The record is from RefSeq and is a predicted model, not a curated record. The coding region runs from base 194 to 1666 and encodes 490 amino acids. The transcript is spliced from 8 exons. NCBI's taxonomy places the organism in Eukaryota, Metazoa, Chordata, Aves, Piciformes, Lybiidae. Gene Ontology annotation, molecular function: protein binding.